Globicephala melas (long-finned pilot whale) is the source of this 1549-nucleotide messenger RNA. It is a transcript of the gene LUC7L, whose product is annotated as LUC7 like. The record is from RefSeq and is a predicted model, not a curated record. Gene Ontology annotation, biological process: mRNA splice site recognition. Gene Ontology annotation, cellular component: U1 snRNP; U2-type prespliceosome. Gene Ontology annotation, molecular function: mRNA binding. NCBI's taxonomy places the organism in Eukaryota, Metazoa, Chordata, Mammalia, Artiodactyla, Delphinidae.
CGGCGUGCCUCGCGGCGGGAAGAAGCCGAGCGGGUUCGAGGCCGACGCGACCCUUCUUCGUUGCCGCCGCGCUGCCGCCGUCGCCCCCGCUGCCGCCGCUGCCGCAGUCUGAGAGAAGCCGUCGCGGCCGCUCCUGCCGCUCCCUCCGGCCACCAUGUCCGCCCAGGCGCAGAUGCGGGCCCUGCUAGACCAGCUCAUGGGCACGGCCCGGGACGGUUCAGUGUAUCUUUGCCUGCCUACAUCAAUCUGCAAGGGAGUUGCAGAAAAGCCUCAUGUUCAUCGAGCCGAGACGAAACCAGACAGAGGGUCAAGUUUACAGAUGACCGUGUCUGCAAGAGUCAUCUUCUGGACUGCUGCCCCCACGACAUUCUGGCUGGGACGCGCAUGGAUUUAGGAGAAUGUACCAAAAUCCACGAUUUGGCCCUCCGAGCAGAUUAUGAGAUUGCAAGUAAAGAAAGGGACCUCUUUUUUGAAUUGGAUGCGAUGGAUCACUUGGAGUCCUUUAUUGCUGAGUGUGAUCGGAGAACUGAGCUUGCCAAGAAGCGGCUGGCAGAGACGCAAGAGGAGAUCAGUGCAGAAGUUUCCGCAAAGGCAGAAAAAGUACAUGAGUUGAACGAAGAAAUAGGGAAGCUUCUUGCUAAAGCUGAACAGCUAGGAGCUGAAGGAAAUGUGGAUGAAUCCCAGAAGAUUCUUAUGGAAGUGGAGAAAGUCCGUGCAAAGAAAAAAGAAGCUGAGGAAGAAUACAGGAAUUCCAUGCCUGCAUCCAGUUUUCAGCAGCAGAAGCUGCGUGUUUGUGAAGUCUGUUCAGCCUACCUUGGUCUCCAUGACAAUGACCGUCGUCUUGCAGACCACUUCGGGGGCAAGUUACACUUGGGGUUCAUUCAGAUCCGUGAGAAGCUCGAUCAGUUAAGGAAAACUGUGGCUGAAAAGCAGGAGAAGAGAAAUCAGGAUCGGCUGAGGAGAAGAGAGGAGAGGGAGCGGGAAGAACGACUGAGCAGGAGGUCUGGAUCAAGAACCAGAGAUCGCAGGAGGUCGCGCUCCCGGGACCGGCGUCGGAGGCGGUCAAGAUCUACCUCCAGAGAGCGGCGGAAGUCGUCCCGGUCCCGGUCCCGAGACAGACACCGGCGCCACCGAAGCCGUUCCCGGAGCCACAGCCGGGGCCACCGCCGGGCAUCCAGGGACCGGAGUUCGAAAUACAAGUUCUCCAGAGAGCGGGCCUCAAGGGAGGAGUCCUGGGAGCGCGGGCGGAGUGAGCGGGGGGCCACCGACUGGAGGCUCGAGAGCACCAAUGGAAAGACUGCGUCACGGAGGUCGGAGGAAAAGGAGGCCGGCGAGAUCUGAACCCACGCCCAGGCGCUGUAAAUAGUCCGAUACAUGUUUGACACAGCCUAACGUUACCCUUUAUAUUUGCUGAAUACAACUCAUCUUUUGUAGUUUACCAUUUCUAUUGUUUUGGAGCUAGCUGUGAGUUUCUCGAGAUGUACAGAGUUGCUCCUGUGUUCUGGGUUAUGUCAAGUGGGAAUAAAUAGCCUGACAGACUGCUUCCUGA